This is a messenger RNA of Serpula lacrymans var. lacrymans S7.9, 645 nucleotides long. RefSeq lists its product as uncharacterized. Bases 12 to 614 code for a protein of 200 amino acids. NCBI's taxonomy places the organism in Eukaryota, Fungi, Basidiomycota, Agaricomycetes, Boletales, Serpulaceae. The record is from RefSeq and is a predicted model, not a curated record. The transcript has 5 exons.
GCCGACCUCCCAUGGCAAGAACUCGUAAAGCCAAAGUCAGUUCAGCGAAUGCUACCUCGCCCAAGGUCGAGAUACCUGAAGACGAGCAAUGGCGCUUGAUUGACGAGAGCGGUAUCCUGGACAAAAUCCAAACACCGGGUGUAACUAAAGAUAUUGCAAAUGCCGAACACACGACAGUCCGUGCGGAAGAAGAGGAGACACCACUUGCAGAUGAGAUAUUCAGUGCAGCCAUUCUCAUCAUGCCCUUUACAUUCUUCUUCCUUUUAAUGGACAUCCUGAUCCACCAACAAUACGCAAGACAACCUGGAUUCAAAGAGCUAGCAGGGAGACUGGCAAACAACAUUCCCAUACUGUCUCUUUUUGUAUUUUACACUUCGCGCCAUAAGGCUGACCGACGCACGCAAGCCCUUCUAUUUCUCAUCUCACUCUUCGUAGGUCCAAGGAUGAUUUGGCUAAUCAACCGUGGCUCAUGGCUAGUCAAUAUGCGACAAUGCCCUCCCUUUGCCACAGUUUGGCUGUACGCUGUUGUGCAGAUGAACUUGGGACUAGCGGUAGCAAGUCUGAUUCUUAUCUUCGGUUGGGUAUGGUGGUCGGGCAUGAAACUCCUCCUAUAGACGAUGACUAGUAAAAACUCUAUGGACAUUC